Notolabrus celidotus (New Zealand spotty) is the source of this 4273-nucleotide messenger RNA. Its product is annotated as phosphoinositide 3-kinase regulatory subunit 6. The transcript has 21 exons. The coding region runs from base 164 to 2566 and encodes 800 amino acids. The record is from RefSeq and is a predicted model, not a curated record. Gene Ontology annotation, molecular function: 1-phosphatidylinositol-3-kinase regulator activity. NCBI's taxonomy places the organism in Eukaryota, Metazoa, Chordata, Actinopteri, Labriformes, Labridae. Gene Ontology annotation, cellular component: phosphatidylinositol 3-kinase complex, class IB. Gene Ontology annotation, biological process: G protein-coupled receptor signaling pathway; positive regulation of MAP kinase activity.
UGGCCAAUUUUCGUGAUGGGCGUGGUCUGAAAGCUGCACUCGGCUGACAGAUGAUUGCAGCCGACACAAGUGCAAGUGACAAGUGGCGGAGACGAGAUUGUAAGCAAAUGGAGUCAUUUGUUUCACUUAAAUUCAGCUGAUGAACCAACGAUGCAUGUGAGACAUGACCAACAAGGCCCCCUGGGAUAACUCAAGCAGAAUGUGCAGCAUGGAGCCAACAGCUGGCAGCUUCCCCACAGUCUCAGAGGCUGAGCUCUACCGCAGCAUCCAGGCUGUGCUGCCCAGGGAAACGGACAAACAGCAGCUACCAGACUGUUUCAACAAAGGCAUGCUGAGAUGGACGCUUCAUAAGAAGGUUCAAAACAACCCUGCUAACAGCUUAUCUUUGGUGUGGGUGCUGAUAAAAGAGCUGGAGAAGGCUGAGAGAUGGGACUCCCGCAACUGCCUCAUCCCCCUGCUCCACACACUGAUGUGGGCCAUCAUUCAGACAGCCUUCAUUCCAGACGAGCUGUACAAGCGGGUUUAUGAGUUCUGCAAGAGACUCCUGACCUUCCCUAAUCCCUAUGGCACUGUAGGCCUCAGCUACGCCAGACAGAUCAGAACUGAACGGGCUGUUCCAGGUCUGAUGUAUCAGAGGAUGAUUAUAGCAGAGCAGGGACUAAAAAAUGAGCACUAUCCCUUCCAGGAGAGGGUCUUUGUACUCGCUGACCCAGAAGUCUUCUCUGGUUCUUUGGGUGAAGUCUUCAUGGGGGAUAUCGAGGCGUCUGCUUCAGCUUUGGGUGAAUGUCCCAGUCCUCUGGAUCACAUGCGCAACGUGGUUCAACACUCCAUCCAGUCUGCUUUAGGAGCAGAUAAGUGUGACGGGCAGAAACUGGAUCAAGCCCUGAGGGACAUGGGCCAAGACAUUGAGGCGUACUUUCAGGAAGUGCUGGCGACUGUAGAGCAGAGCGCUGAGGAGGGCGGCAGAGGGGACGGGGGAGUACUGAGGAGCCGUCUACUGCAUUUGUACAAAGAGAUUGUCUCUGAUGCAGACUCAGAGCCAUUGUCUGUUGGUGGACAACUGUGUGACUGCCCUCUUCCUAACCCUGAGAUGAGCUUCCACCUGUGGACAGAGGAUCUGGAUAUCUGGCGAGUGCUGGCCAAGUGGUUUCGAUCCAGCUCCAUGUCAGAGCAGUUCUCCCUCGGUCAGGAAUCUGAGGACUUCGUCCUCGGUGAGUCUCCAAGCGACCUGACACCAUCAGACAUGACUCGCUUCUCCGUCAUGUCCAACGACAGUGGCAUUGAAAGAGAUCUGCCUCCCAACGCUGAUUCCUUCCCAUCUUCUACCCUGGACUCCACCAGCACGAGUGCAUCAUGGGAGCAAUGCAAAAGUGAGCAAGAUUCAUCGAGGCUGUCGCGGCGUAGAGCCAUCAAGAUGAAACCGUCAGUGAAGGACAACAUGCUGCUGAUGCAGGACACGCUAGAAGACCAAGCAAGCCUUGGAGGAGGAAAUGGAGAUAGAGGAGGACGGAAAGGAGUAACUCUGCAGAGGAGGGCAGGAAGCAGCACGUUACAGAACCCCUUCAACAAGCAGCAGAAACAAUUCACUGCCAGGAUAGUUGCCAUGGGAGACGACAGGGUACUUGGACACCUGGCCAAGGCUUACUACUUCUUCAGGAAAAGGGAAGCAAGGAGACUUUUUCUUACCAUGAAAGUCAACCUCCAGUUUUACUACAUCCCUGUUUGCAGGCCUACGACUCCCAUCUCCCCAAGCAACGAAAACCUCAACAAAUCCAAGGAAAAUCUCUGUGCUCUCGGCUCUUAUUUGAGCAUGGUGGACCCGUGGUACAACUCUAACAUCCGGGGUUUAGGCUGCAUGAUCCCUAAAAUUGCAGAGAUGCAAAAAGCAAACCCAGGGAGGCCAAAAGAACCCUUUGUGUCUGAUGCCAUCUCCUACUAUGUUCGUACCGGUCAGCAGCCUGUCUACUUCCACAUCUACUUUGUGAAGAUCACAUUCAACAGAGUUACAAAGGAUCCAGUUGAAGAUGUGUUUCUUACACACGUUGAAGUGGAGUUCCCUGAGUUCAGACAGGUCAUGGUGUCGAUGAAAGAGAAACAGAAGAAGAGUUCGGGGGAGGUCUGUGGAGCUGUUGUCUCAAUAAAUUACAAAAGGGUAUUACUAAGUGGCCGAGAUGUUGACAAAGGACUUUCACUCAGGACGUCAGGCGCUCAGAUCAGUGCCAUUACCACCAAUGAAGCAGAAGAUCUGAACUGUUUGACAAUGACGCUAAAUGAACCUCCAACUAAAUCUAAAAACAAUGUUGGGCAAAGUUUUCGGACCAACAACAUAAAGUUUCGUUCUUUGGAGAAUCGAUCUUUCACUGUCACACUGGACAGGGAUAAUCGCAGGACUUACAAAGAUGUGCAGAGCAUUGAGAUCUCCCCUUGUCUCGAUCCUGGAUACUGCGUCCAGAAAACCAUGAUGUCCAAAUUAAAGUUGGGUAAUAACAAAGACAGUGGACUGAGCCAAUACAUGAACAAAGGACUUCCUCUACCAAUCAACACAUUUGCUGGUAUCAUCACCUGACAUGGAAUAACCUCACAUAGAAAAAAACGUGACACUGGAGACUGCAUUACAUGUUUGAGUGUGGAAGCGAUUCUUGCUUCCAUGACAACAGAGGUCCUGUCAGACACAUGGAACGAUUAAAGGAAUUACCUGGGAGUCACGCUGAGCUGCUCCUGAAACCAACAUGUUUCUCUUCUGUCACUAAGGACAGUGCAGAAGGAGACAUCUGUAUUUUCAACAUGUAGUGAAAUGCAACACAAACAGUAUUGCUGAGACUCUGUACAGUCAGUGGAAUAACCUUCCCUUUACAGUAACAAGAACAAAAUGGCACCACUCAGAAGGGAGGGCGAGCAUAUUUGAAGACAAUUAAAAAUAUGCAGAUUGCAAUUAUGCCAAAGAACAAUACUGCCUGUAACACUGAAGAGACUACCUGGAAGAAGAAGAAAUAAGAAGGAAUAUUAUCUGUGGACAAGAGGAUCACUACUAAUGUGACUUUAUUCUUGAAAAUCUGUUGUCUGAAAGUCUGAUGUGAAGGGAAUUCAUGUCAUAGACACACUACCUUUCCACUGCCUCCCUACACAUACAUACGUAUACAGUACACACAAAAAUAAAGCAGACAGACUUGUCAGGUCAAUCAGCUGUUGCCGGUGAAAGAUUGGUAACUCUUUUAAGUUCAGAAAUGCCUUUCCAAAAUACUCAGAUAACUUGUUAUACUUGUAUCUGUCUAAUAAUGCAGGCUGUUAUGAAAGUAAUAAUGAUACAAUCUUUGGCCACAUGCACAGUGAGGGAUGACUACAGGACAGAAGUACCUCUGUGUUUUACUGCAACACACUGUAAUGUGGAUCGUGCAAAGACUGAGCUGGAAAAAUUCGCAGAAAGACUUCGGUCUUCUCAACCGAUAAGUUGCAUCGUCAAUAAGAGCUUAGACUUGUGGACACUCAGGAGUGGGACUUGCAAACAUUCUGGUGAAUGUUGAAUAUACCUUAAUAGAGGUGUGAAAAUCCCCUUUCAUAUGGCUCUGUGUUACAGCAGGGAAUGAUUAAUAAUAAACUGCUGUUACUAAUCUGUUUGCACUAAAACAGCAGGCUUUUAAAUGUUUUACUUUUUAAAUAGAAGCAAAAACAUGCUCUGUCACUUGUAGUUAUAUGUGAAAUUAUGUCACUGCUUUACAUGACAAUACACUUAUAAUAACUUAAUUUUUAAGGGCAGUUUAAGACACAACAAAACUAAUCAGAUUAAAAAAUAAAAGUCUGGUCUGAGGCAGUAUUGGGUGCUUGGUAUAAAAAUUAAGGAAGGCGUGUGUGUGUAUGUGUCUGCUUGUCUGGCAGAGUAAAAUCAUGAGAUCAAAACUUGUGAUGUAUUUUGCACAAUAUUUUUAUCUCACGUCAUGUGAAGUGGAUGCUAUUAGAAUAUAAAUGUGUAAAUAAAUUAUUUGUUGUUUUUUAAGUGUUUUUUUUUUUUUAUUGUUAUCUUUCACUUUGUGUCAAUUUUGGCACUCUUCUUACAUCUUGGCUGAUUUUGUCCUGAACAUGCACAUUGUAGUGUAGUUUUGUUUUCAGACAACAGAUUCAUUCUGCUUUCUUUAACACUAAAAUACUACUGUGAAUAUUUCCAGGUGAAAAUGUUAAAAAAGGCUUCUUCUUCAUUGUGCUGUCAACUGGCUGGUACCAACUCUCAGCAGUUACAGGCAUUAGUUGAAAAUGACAAUACAGACAUUGUUGGUCUAGU